Molecule: messenger RNA, 2043 nt
Organism: Dendronephthya gigantea
Lineage: Eukaryota; Metazoa; Cnidaria; Anthozoa; Malacalcyonacea; Nephtheidae
Product: pre-mRNA-processing factor 19-like
Exons: 23
Coding region: 8-1531 (507 amino acids)
Biological process (GO): DNA repair; protein ubiquitination; mRNA splicing, via spliceosome
Cellular component (GO): Prp19 complex; cytoplasm; U2-type catalytic step 1 spliceosome
Molecular function (GO): protein binding; ubiquitin protein ligase activity
Source: RefSeq, a predicted model, not a curated record
AAACAAGAUGGCGCUCACUUGUGCAAUCAGUAACGAGGUACCAGAACACCCUUGCGUCUCUCCCUCAUCAAACUGCGUGUUUGAACGAAGGCUAAUUGAAAAAUACAUAGCAGAAAAUGGUGUUGAUCCAAUCUCAAAUGAUGUUCUAUCUGAGGAACAACUGAUCGACAUCAAAGUUAGUCCAUUGGUAAAGCCUAAACCACCUUCAGCCACAAGUAUUCCUGCCAUUUUGAAGUCGCUGCAAGAUGAAUGGGAUGCGACAAUGUUGCACAGUUUCAGCUUACGACAACAGCUUCAAACCGCUAGACAAGAAUUAUCUCAUGCCUUGUACCAGCACGAUGCUGCCUGUCGGGUCAUUGCUCGUUUGACUAAAGAAGUUACUGCAGCCAGAGAAGCAUUGGCCACUCUGAAACCACAAGCUGGUAUUGUUGCAAUGGCGCCAACACCAGUGGCUCCUGCGAUCCCUAAUGUGAACCAUGACGAACCGAUGGAAGUCAAGGUUGGUGAUGAAGGAGGAAUGACAGAUGAUGUCUUACAAAAGCUGCAAGACAAAGCCACCACUCUCACAGCAGAGCGUAAAAAGAGAGGGAAAAAAGUCCCAGAAGGUCUUGCAACUGUGGAUGAGAUCCAAUCCUACAAACAAAUCUCUUCUCAUCUGGGUCUUCACAGCGCCAGCAACCCAGGAAUCCUGGCAUUGGAUCUUCAUGCUGCCGAUACAUCCAGAGUUCUUACAGGUGGUUUGGACAAGAAUGCAGUUGUGUUUCAUCGUGAAACAGAGCAGGUUGUUGCAACUCUCAAAGGACAUUCAAAGAAGGUUACAAGUGUUGUUUACCAUCCAACAGAGGAUAUUGCCUUCACUGCCUCACCAGACAGCACCAUUCGUGUUUGGUCAGUCGGCACGGCAAGCUGUACUGAAAUUGUAAAGGCUCACGAUGCUGCUGUCACAGGAAUCAGUCUGCAUGCUACUGGUGACUACUUACUGAGUUGUUCACUGGACCAGCAUUGGGCAUUCUCUGAUAUUAGAACUGGCCGAGUUUUGACAAAAUGUGUAUCUGACGUAUCCUCCACACAAUCAUUGACCUGUGCACAAUUCCAUCCUGAUGGUUUAAUCUUUGGUACUGGGACAACGGACAGUGUGAUCAAGAUUUGGGAUUUGAAGGAAAGAGCAAAUGUGGCCAACUUCCCAGGUCAUUCUGGACCAAUCACCAGCAUAUCUUUCUCAGAAAAUGGUUAUUAUCUGGCAACAUCAGCCGAUGAUUCUGUUGUGAAAUUGUGGGAUUUGAGGAAAUUGAAGAACUUUAAGACAAUAGCUUUGGAAGAUAGAUAUGAGGUGAAGUCUCUUUGCUUUGACCAAGGUGGUGUUUAUCUGGCAGUCGCUGGUUCUGAUGUCCAAAUCUACAUGGUGAAACAAUGGGAGCUCUUAAAGACCUUCACAGAUCAUUCUGGUGUUGCAACUGGUGUUAAAUUUGGCAAGAACGCUGGAUUUAUUGCAUCCACAGGAAUGGACAGAAAUCUGAAAUUCUAUGCUUGAGAUAAGUUGCUGGAAUGUAUAGAUGGAACACAAAAGGUUUACGCAUUUUUAUCUGUGUAUAUAAUCCAAGGUUACAAAAGAAAUGGCUGAUGCACACUGGCUUUUAUGACAGACAUACAUGUGGGAAAGUUUCUGUCAUUAAAAUAUCGUAUUGUCAUCUUACCCCUUCAUUCCUCACUGCCAAGUUUUCGUAAUCAAGGAUCCUGGAUUUCCAAAGAUUUUUUGCACUUGUACAUCAAUACUAGUGUAGCACUUGCUAGUCAGUUUGUGAACAAUUUUUACUUUUUUUUCACUGUUCAAAAUCAUUACUCAAGCAUUUACUACUUAGUAUUGUUAAAUUUUCUAGUGCUUAAUGCUAGCCCAAAAACUGAUAUGCAUGCAAUUAUUUAGCUGAGAUGGAAAGGUUUAAUUGAAUUCCUGUUUAAAUUGAUGGUUUUAAAACUUGGCUGAGUACGAUAGUUGACUUGUGUACGAUAGUUGCAGCAAUCAAAUUAAAUCAAAUUCCAUCUUUC